GGCCGCUGAGCUCUGGGCUGGGGCGGCGGCGCCUGCGAGAGGGCGGGCCGGGUCAGCUGCAGCAGGCGGGGCCACGCGCGGAGCUGUGGGCGGCUGCCGAGUGUCCUGCCGCCGCCCAGCCUUCGCCACGAUGCCGGGGAUCGACAAGCUGCCCAUUGAAGAGACCCUGGAGGACAGUCCGCAGACAAGGUCUUUACUUGGUGUAUUUGAAGAAGAUGCUACUGCUAUUUCAAAUUAUAUGAACCAAUUGUAUCAAGCUAUGCAUCGGAUUUAUGAUGCACAGAAUGAAUUGAGUGCAGCAACACACCUGACUUCGAAACUUUUGAAAGAAUAUGAAAAACAGCGUUUUCCUUUGGGGGGUGAUGAUGAAGUUAUGAGCUCUACUUUGCAGCAGUUUUCCAAGGUCAUAGAUGAGAUUUGCCUCUUUGGAUAUUUCAUAUAAAUUAAUCUAUGUAAUUUGUGGACUUUGAGCUUAGUUCUUGUCAUGCAGUACUUUCAACUCAACUUGCUGAUGCCAUGAUGUUCCCCAUUUCCCAGUUUAAAGAAAGAGAUCUGAAAGAAAUAUUGACACUAAAGGAGGUAUUUCAAAUUGCUAGUAAUGAUCAUGAUGCCGCAAUUAAUAGGUACAGUCGGUUGUCAAAAAAGAGAGAAAAUGACAAGGUAAAAUAUGAAGUUACAGAGGAUGUAUAUACUUCCAGGAAAAAACAACACCAGACCAUGAUGCAUUAUUUUUGUGCACUAAAUACUCUUCAGUACAAGAAGAAAAUAGCUUUGUUAGAACCUCUACUGGGAUACAUGCAGGCUCAGAUAAGUUUCUUUAAGAUGGGUUCUGAAAAUCUCAAUGGACAACUGGAAGAAUUCUUAGCUAACAUUGGAACAAGUGUACAGAAUGUUCGAAGAGAAAUGGAUGGUGAUGUAGAGACCAUGCAGCAGACAAUAGAAGACUUGGAGGUAGCCAGUGACCCUUUAUAUCUGCCUGACCCGGAUCCCACCAAGUUUCCCAUCAAUCGAAAUUUAACCCGAAAGGCUGGAUACCUAAAUGCUAGGAAUAAAACAGGCUUGGUGUCAUCUACCUGGGAUAGACAGUUUUACUUCACGCAGGGUGGAAACUUAAUGAGUCAAGCCCGUGGAGAUGUGGCAGGAGGCCUAGCCAUGGACAUAGACAACUGUUCAGUGAUGGCUGUGGACUGUGAAGACAGACGAUACUGUUUUCAGAUCACUUCUUUUGAUGGAAAAAAAUCUUCAAUAUUGCAAGCAGAGAGUAAAAAAGACCAUGAAGAGUGGAUCUGUACAAUAAACAACAUAUCUAAACAAAUAUAUUUGAGUGAAAAUCCAGAGGAAACUGCUGCACGAGUGAAUCAGUCUGCUCUAGAAGCUGUCACUCCUUCCCCAUCUUUCCAGCAGAGACACGAGAGCCUGCGUCCAGGAGGACAAUCUCGGCCACCAACAGCUCGAACCAGCAGUUCAGGAUCCUUGGGAUCAGAGUCUACAAAUUUGGCUGCCCUCUCUCUAGAUUCUCUUGUUGCUCCGGAUACACCAAUACAGUUUGAUAUAAUUUCUCCUGUGUGUGAAGAUCAGCCUGGCCAGGCAAAAGCCUUUGGUCAAGGAGGCAGGCGUACAAAUCCAUUUGGAGAAUCUGGAGGAAGCACAAAAUCAGAAACAGAAGACUCUAUUCUUCAUCAGUUAUUUAUUGUCCGAUUCCUUGGUUCUAUGGAGGUAAAGUCAGAUGACCAUCCAGAUGUUGUCUAUGAAACAAUGCGCCAGAUCUUAGCUGCUCGGGCCAUCCACAACAUCUUUCGUAUGACAGAAUCACAUUUAUUAGUCACUUGUGACUGCUUGAAGUUAAUUGAUCCGCAGACCCAAGUUACAAGGCUCACAUUUCCAUUGCCGUGUGUAGUUCUGUAUGCUACGCACCAGGAAAAUAAACGACUUUUUGGAUUUGUUCUCCGGACAUCAGGCGGAAGAAGUGAGAGUAAUUUGUCAUCAGUCUGCUAUAUAUUUGAAUCAAACAAUGAGGGAGAAAAGAUUUGUGAUUCUGUUGGACUGGCAAAACAGAUAGCUUUGCAUGCUGAACUGGAUCGUAGGGCAUCAGAAAAACAAAAAGAAAUAGAGAGAGUAAAAGAGAAACAGCAGAAAGAGCUCAGCAAACAGAAACAGAUUGAGAAGGACUUGGAAGAACAGAGUCGGUUGAUAGCUGCCUCCAGUAGACCAAACCAGGCUGGUAGUGAGGGCCAGCUUGUUCUUAGCAGUAGCCAAUCAGAGGAGAGUGAUUUGGGAGAAGAAGGGAAAAAAAGAGAGUCGGAAGCAUAAACUUGUUGCUGCUUUUUGAGUUCUCAUUUCCCUGGGAUGUGGCACAGCGUAUCCAUGCUGAAGAUCAUGGAAGAGAUAAGCUUUACAGUAGUGUGCUUCAGCUUCAUUUAAAAAGACUGAACUUGAUAACCGGUUAUAGCGAACAUUUCCCCGUAAAAAUAAAAUACUAUGCAUUGUCAUCCAACUCUGCUUUCCUAAACAAGACCUGCUUACUUUUCUGUAGUAGAUUGCUGAGGAAUUACAGGUCUUCAAGAUAUUUUUCCUUUAAAUUGUGAACAUUUUAUCUUGCACUGUAAUUGGCUGUCUCCAUAAGGAAUGAUUUAUUCUUGGAUUCUGACAUUCCUGUGUAUACUCUCCCUUUCAUUAGGAAUGUUUUAUUGGUAGUGAGGGAGGGCUCAAUUGAGUGAGCUUAACAUCCUUUAUGUGGAGAAUUCUAUAAGUGUGCAAGUGUUGUAACAAUAUUGAGUGUGCAAUAGAAUUUGCACAAAAUCACAAGGACGGGGCAGGUGGUGCUGUUGACUUCAGGAUGUUUUGUGGCUUGCUCCAUUUCUCUGAUGUACUAGAUCAUGGCAGUGGGAGACCUCAAGUGUCUGUUGGUGUUUGUGUGGCACUUGGUAUUUUGUUACCAUCUUCUCAGUUCUCAGGUUGGGACUUUACUUAUUGCUGCAGAACAGGAAAGGUUAGAGAGUAAGACUUCAGAAUUUAUUGAGAUUGUUGUUGUUCAAACAUUUUAUAUUAGAAUUGACAUGUAAAGGGAGUGUUGUAGACUGAUACAUUGUAUUUUCUGUAUUGUGAAAUAAUUUUUAAAUGACAAUGAGUGACAUUUCAAAAGAUGUUCUAUAACAAUUAUGUUUAUUGCUUAAAUAAAAAUGUGCAGUUUAGUUUAGAAAACAAUCUUUUGAAUUUCAGACUGAUAACCCCAGUAUUUUCAUAAUCCCACAUUUUGAUAAUGUAUUGAAUUGCCACUUUUUAUCCAUAAAGGCAAAUAACUAAUUUGAGUGUAGAAUAAUUUGCACUAAUAAUUGUAAAUACUUUUACUUUUCAAAUGAGUAAAAGGUCUAAUUCCAUGAAAGACUGAAAAGGAACUGAACACCUCAUAUAGUGCAGGACAGAGUUAGCGUGUACUGAGGGUGAUUCUGUCAAAACUUUCUUUACUAGGACUUUAAACUGUGUUUACAGAUUUUAUUUUCAUUCAUUCUACAUGAAAAGGUGUGUGUGUGUGUGUGUGUAUAUAUACACACACAUAUGUAUACAGGUUAAAUAUAUUGAUUAGUAUUUUACAUAGUCAUACAUUUAGAGAUUUUCAAAAGGUUAACCACUAAUUUCACAAGUAGUUUCUCUUUGUUCUGAAUUAGAAGUUUUAGUUUUCAGCUUAUAGCUCCGUUUCACACUCUGUAAGUACACUGUUUUCUGUAGGAACAAGAUAACGAUAUAUAUAGGAUCAUAUUCUUUUUCUCCAUUUGCCAAAUGAGACUAAUGGUUAUUUACUACUCUUCAAAGUCUUCUGUUACCCAAACAUACAGUUAAUAAUUAUCAAUUUAUGGAGUGCAUUUGGCUAAAAGUCUGUUUUGGGCUUACUAAAGGGAAUGCCUUCAUAGUAAGUAGUGUUUCCUCUGUUAAAACUGUGAACUGCUGUGGUUAGACCGUGAUUAGUGGUGACAAGUCUUGCUUUUAAAACUUUUUUUGAUAUUGGUAAGGCUUCUUGUUUUGUUGUUGUUGUUGCUAUUGAUUUUAUUUUGUUUUUGUUUGUUGAUUUUCGCAGUGAUCAGUUACUAAACUACCACAGAGCCACACCCCCACCCCAGGUUUUCAGUUUCAUGAAUCUUUUCUUGAUGGAAGACGUCAUGCUUGCUUCAGAUGAACUGUGUUUUAUAGUAAGAGUAGUCAUCAGGAGGCACUUUUAUUUGGUUGGUGCUUUGCAUGGUAACAAAAUAGUGAUAUUUGGAUAAAAAUUUAGGCCAGAGGUAAGAAUUUUCUAAUUCUUUUUAAGUCAUGUUUCAUAGGAACUCCCCCAGUUGUGUUCAUGUCCAUGGGUCAGACCAAAAUGUGUUCCAGUGCCUAGGACGCAUUCUGAGUGGAUCAGUCCGUUUCAGUGAUUUAACUUGUAUCACUAUUAAACUGUAUGCAAUUCUGCACAUCAGCUGUAGUCAGCUCUCUGCUUGAAGAAGGCUCCUGUCAGCUUCUUCCUAAAUGUUAGUACAGAUGUCAUUCUGUUAUACUAUCCGCCAAGAUCUCCCACAACUUUUUUAUUUUGGGGGAGGCACAGAAUUGAUUUUCUUGUUCUGAGUUUGGGUUCAUUCCUGUCACGGUCACUGAGCCAAGGCAAGUAGACCUUGCCUCUUCAGUCUUAGUCCUGCGGGCGUCUGCUCAGAUUCUCUUCCAUAUUCAAAAUGCCCUGGAAAAGCUUCACUGUUUUAAUACGUCCUAGAUGUUCAACUGAAGCAGAGCGAAGAAAUGGCCCUCCCAGCCCCAUCCACCUAAAACAAAACCAGCAGCUGCUGCUACAGCCAUUAUGAAAAAAUAACACAAACUCUUCUUAAAAAAUAGAUCACACAGAAAGAACUGAGGGCAGAUGCACCUGGGGGGAGGGGGGGGAGGGCUGCCCCAGCCACGGGGAGAGGCCUGGGUGCUGAGAUGACCCUGCAGGGCUGGGGUGCUAGUAGGUGGCUGCCUCCUUCCUUCUGCCUAGCCUCUGUAGUGUGGGCUGGAUCCCAGGCAUCUUCUGCCCUCUCCCCUGAGGGAUCCUGGCCCCUGCUGAGGACUGGUACCUAUUUCUCAUUAAAGUGGCUUUGAUCAGGAAAUGAGAUGGACACCAAGCAUGAGUGAGGGCCACUGCCUGGCUACAUGUCUCCCAGCUUUUUAGAAAUUAACAAAGUUGCUUUUUAAAAAAUGAAAUUUAGCCUACCUAAUUAUACUCUGCAUUCUGUUACCUAUAGCUAAUCUUGUUUUUUUCCAUUACUUAAUGAUUGAUUGGUGUUCAAUUUCAAAAGUGUUCCAAGCUCCACAGUGUUGGGAUGAGGAUGUUGCCGUUAUUUUUGAGAAAAGGAUCGUAAGAUGUGCAUAACAUUGUAGGUAGCAUGGUUUUGUGCAGUGAACACACAAGUAACUACAGGAGCUGCACUCUUCACAGUUUGAACUGACAGUGCUGGCAGACCCUUAAAGCAGAGUCUUCUGACACACGAAUGAAAGGAAAUAUUUGCUUCUAAUAACAGUCUGAGCAUUUAGAUCAUACUUUUAAGUAUUUAAACACACCAUUGUAUAUGGCAAGCAAACUUUUAAUUUUAUUUUUAGCAAGUUUAUUUCUCUUUGAAAUUGUCAUUCUACAUUAAUAACAUAAAGAUUUUAAACUAGAACCAUACUGAACUUUUUUAAUGAUAAGAUGAAAUGGACUUUAAAGGAAAAAUUAUUUAAAACUUUGUUAAUAAGCCUCAAUAGCAUAAAAUACUAAUGUUAAUCAAAAUACUUCUAAGUAUUUUUAAAGUACUUUAAAAAUCUCCAUCGGGCUAAUUCCUAUGUAUUUCUUUUCCAGGAAUAUUAUUCUUAAUAGCAUAAGCUUAUUAAGACUAAAUGGAAGUUGAAGGAUUAGGCACACCUAGAGCAGUGGCUUCACCGUUUGAUUCUCAUUUCUCUGUGGUUUCCACCUCUUAUCAGGAGCUGCCCUGGAAAGGAUCCGGUCAUGCUGCCUGCCUCUUUUCAUCUGUCAUGAUGGAUUUCAUCCCUUUCACGGGCCUCUCCAUCCUCUCUUUCCACAUGGGUUGUGAGCCCAGCAUUCCUGUCUCUGGCUUCCUGGGCCACUGCUCUAAGUUUCUCUUCAUGCUUCUUUUCUUUUUGAGUCAUCUUACUUUCUACUUGGGCUUGCAUUUCCACUGCUGCUCAAGCCUUCUGAUCAGCAAUGUAUAGUGUUUCAGCCAGUUUGGCAAAUUUUUCACUUAUAUGGACCAUCUGAAGUCCUCUUCCAUCAGCAGCUAGCCAUUUAUCUAAUGGAAUGGUAUACCCCUUAGAGUUCUUCCACUUGGAAAUACAAGGAGGGAUUUUCCACUUCUGCUGUUUCUUUACAGUCAUCUUCUGAAGAGGAGAGUGCAUUACAAGUGCAGGAGGAGAUGAUGGUCCCUGAGGGAUUUUCGUAUUAACUUUGAAUCUUGGAUGCUCCAUUUGGUCUUUUUGCAUUUCUGCUAUCCAGUUAACCCUGUUUCGCUCCAGAAUUGAAUGGUACUCCUUCUGAUGUGGUGUGUCACUGGUGAGCUGAGACAUGAAAGAUGACUCAUUCUUUCUGAGAUAGGGUUUUUCUGUGUAGUCCUGGGAGCUCUGGAACUCUAGACCAGGUUGGCCUAGAUCACAUACCCGCUUGCCUCUGUCUCCCAAGUCAAAGGCAGCAAGGAGAGACUACUGUCCAUACUGAACUUUUAAUGAGUCUCUGGCUAUACUUGUGAGUAACCAGCUUCAGUUACGUGAAUACUGGGGACUAAGUGAUAAUUUAUGUGUAAGACUGCUUUGUAUGUUUUGUGGUUUUGUAAUGUAAGUAAAUUGAUUAACUUUUAUUUCACUGAUAUUAACCAAUUGUGCAGUGUACAAUUAAACAUUCAGUAUCCCUCUUUAGAAUUGGGUUUGUGAUCAUGGUGUGGCUUGUGGAGCAGAGGACUUACUUUCUCAUUUGUCAAAAUAGGUAUUUGCAGACAAGGCUUCGAGAAAUAUGUCGUUGGAUUUUUUAAAUGUAUAAUAAAGUCCAUGAUUUUUAUACAGUA
Mus musculus (house mouse) is the source of this 7052-nucleotide messenger RNA. It is a transcript of the gene Appl1, whose product is annotated as adaptor protein, phosphotyrosine interaction, PH domain and leucine zipper containing 1. The record is from RefSeq and is a predicted model, not a curated record. Gene Ontology annotation, cellular component: endosome membrane; cytosol; nucleus. The transcript has 23 exons. Gene Ontology annotation, molecular function: phosphatidylinositol binding; identical protein binding; protein homodimerization activity. Gene Ontology annotation, biological process: regulation of fibroblast migration; regulation of phagocytosis; cellular response to hepatocyte growth factor stimulus. NCBI's taxonomy places the organism in Eukaryota, Metazoa, Chordata, Mammalia, Rodentia, Muridae. Bases 517 to 2310 code for a protein of 597 amino acids.